Messenger RNA from Nicrophorus vespilloides, 3320 nucleotides. It is a transcript of the gene orb, whose product is annotated as cytoplasmic polyadenylation element-binding protein 1. Gene Ontology annotation, molecular function: ribosome binding; mRNA regulatory element binding translation repressor activity; mRNA 3'-UTR binding. Gene Ontology annotation, biological process: negative regulation of cytoplasmic translation. Lineage: Eukaryota; Metazoa; Arthropoda; Insecta; Coleoptera; Silphidae. The transcript has 7 exons. Bases 429 to 1955 code for a protein of 508 amino acids. The record is from RefSeq and is a predicted model, not a curated record. Gene Ontology annotation, cellular component: neuron projection; synapse; cytoplasm.
CGCCACGUCGCCAUUAUUGAAAUAAACGUGAACCGGACGGACGCGACUUAGCGCACUUUUGACUUAACCACUUCUUGUGCGCGAACGAACGGAAGUACCGCGAGGAAAGUUGGAGAAGAUUAGAAGAAGGCAGAAGGCUCUCAACUUUUUCAUAUAAACCGAUUUUGGAGGAAUUCCGCUGGAAGGAAUAGAUAGAGGCGAAGCUGAAAGUUGUGGUGAAGGAGGGAGGCUGAAACAAAACCGAAGCAGAACAGUGAUCGUUUUUUUUUUCUCUCUCUCUCUCGCAUUUCUUCUCGUUCAUUCUCUUUCGCUCUCGUUAACAGUAAAGGAAGAGAAGUGUGUGUGUUGUGUGCGGCGAGCGCGCGUUAUUUUGUAUAACAUUCUCACAACGUCCGAAAGAGGAGAAGUAGAAGAAUAAGGUGGAAAGAAUGGCCGGUGAAACGAUGUCCAUUUCAGAUCUGCUGGGUCUCAACUCGCCACGGGGUCUCCUCGGCAGUUCCUUCGGGAGCAGCUCUUCGAGCCUCUGCACCCCGCCAGCCGCAACGGCCAAUUUCCAGAUGAAGAACGGCGAUAACAAGUUACUCAACUUCGCUUCGGUCACUUCCGGAUCGAUGAAGAACAACGGUCCGCUGAGCGUCGGUUCGUCUACGGGCUCCGCACCUCCGAACUUCUAUCAGCGAGGAAUCUUGAGGAGCACCUCUCUGAGCGACUGCAGCGGAAGCAACAGUCCGGCCGUCUUGGAUCAGCCACUUUUGAACACGAAUUCUCGCUCGAAUUCGCCUACAGAAUCAGAUAACAGUGCCAUAUCUGGAGCUAAUGGCAGCCUCACCGAAAUUUUGAAUUCAUUGACUUUGAAUGAAGCGUUCGGCUGCAAUUGCCUGAACGCGAACGAUUUGCGCGACAAAAUCGACUUGAACAACUUGCAGAACCUGCAGGCCCUGCAGGCUUUCAAAUAUUUGCAGCAGCCCCCCGCGUUGCUGAACACGCUGCUCAAUCCCACAUGCUCCUACAACACAUCUCAAUUGUCUGAUAGAUGGGAAAGGAAUAACGGUCUAGGUAUUGUACCGCUGCAAGACAAUUUGCACCUGGACAGGGCCGCUCGCUUCCACCGGUCCGCGGCGGCCGUGUGCGACGCAACUUGUACCUGGAGCGGCGUACUACCGGUGCGCACGUCCAAGCCUAUCGGUUACUCAAGUAAGGUGUUUUUGGGUGGAGUACCAUGGGACGUGUCCGAGCAAAUGCUGGUGCAGACCUUCAAGCAGUUCGGCCAGAUCCGCGUCGAGUGGCCGGGAAAGGACAAGCAGGCGUCGCAACCGAAGGGAUACGUCUACAUCAUCUUCGAGUCGGAGAAAAACGUUAAGGCGCUGCUGCAGGAAUGCACCAAGGAGUUCCCGAACAGUGGAAAUUGGUACUACAAGAUCUCCUCCAAACGCAUGAAGGCCAAAGAAGUUCAGGUCAUCCCCUGGAUUCUGAACGACUCCAAUUACACCAAGUGCACAUCGCAGAAACUGGAUGCCAGCAAGACGGUCUUUGUUGGCGCUCUGCAUGGAAUGUUGAACGCGGAAGGGUUAGCUAAAAUCAUGAACGAUCUUUUCGAAGGCGUCAUUUAUGCAGGAAUCGAUACCGACAAGUACAAAUAUCCGAUCGGGUCUGGUCGUGUGACAUUCAACAAUCCACGCUCGUACAUGAGGGCCGUUGCAGCAGCCUUCAUCGAGAUCAAAACUGCAAAAUUCACCAAGAAGGUGCAGAUCGAUCCCUAUCUGGAGGACACCCUCUGUUCCGUGUGCGCUGUCCAGCAAGGACCCUAUUUCUGCCGCGAGAUAAGCUGCUUCCAGUACUUCUGCCGCCUGUGCUGGCAGUGGCAACACAACGGUGAUCUUCGUCACCACAAACCGAUGAUGCGCAACUCGAAGAACAGCACCAUCAUGGGCCUAGGCAACGUGACCCUAAACUAACCAACAAGUAUGCCUAACACAAUUGAUUAACUAUCUCUCACUACUAUUUCUCUUAUCAAAUUUACUACAUAGUGUUUAACUGUUUUGUGAGAGUUUAUUAUGUAUUGCAUAUGUAUAGGCAUACGCAAGCCUCGUAUGUGUAUAUAUAGAUACAUAUAAUUUAAACGAGAUAUUUCAAAAACGACGCGACACCUUCGACUUCGAACCGUCGUUCGUGACAGGGUGUCGUCAUUCUAACGAAUUUUAACUCAGCUUCUUACUACGCUUCUGCCGAACGAGCGUAGCGCUUCUGAAAGUUCCUAACGAAAAACAAACAAACAAACAAUACGAAACAAGUAGACGAGGAGACUUAAUAUGUAAAAUAGAAUCCAUCAAUCUGCAACGCCCCUAAUCCUCCUCUGAUGACGAUUGGUGAGAAAGGGGCGUUACUUCCUCCUCUCAGACUGUUGUUCGCUUGUUCUCGAUUUGUUUUACGUAAACGUUUUUUUCUUUGAUUACCCACAAAGUUGGAACAGUUUCCAUUAUCAUAGGUGAAGAAGUAGGAAAAAAAAAUAAGCUAUUAUUAUUAUUAAUAUUAAUAUGUGUUUUUAUCUCUAUAUUACUUCGCUUUCAAUUUCCGGACGUUUUCGCCGCCAAACCUCCCCCCCCCUCUAGAAGAGGUGGGCAGCAGCGUGCGUGUCCGGAUGAACGCGAACCGCGAGUCACGGAAAUUUCAUAAUAUAUUUAUAUUAUUAUUAUAACUAGGUGUUAGUUUUAAGUGUUGAUAUUUAAAGAAACCGGAAAAAAAAGCAAAAAAAAAAUAAUAAUAUGGAAAAAAAGUUUGGAAAAUAUUUUAAUUACUUAAUAAUUGUUGCUGAUGGAUAUUUUUUGGGUAAAUUUUUUUUAUACGCUAUUUUUAAGAUUUCUUUUACAAUACAGUCUCCGCGCGAAACUGUAUAUUUGUAUUCGGUUAUUAUUAUUAUAUACAUAUAAAAAAAAAUAUUAUUGAAGAAAAACGGUAUGAAAAUUUUGGUAGAAGAUGCAAAAAAAAAGAGAACAAUACUAACGUAAGAAAUUCACUGUUGAUGAUCAGGCUACGGUUUAAUGGUUCAAAGAUUUUUCGGUACCUGAUUUAUAUUUUGUUUUAAUUUUUUUUGUUGUACUUUUUCUUUCUUUCUUUGUCGCGCCCAUUAUAAUGAUGAUGAUGAUAACAACUACACAUGAUUGGCGCUGCUAUGUAUGUAUGUAUUUCGGCAUAUACAUAUAUAUAUAUGAAAAAGUUGAUUAAGAAGGAGAAGAGGAAGGAAAGCGAACAAAAAAUAUAUUAAUAAUAAACGGUUUUCAAAAAUUUUAAAAAUUACAAAAAAAAAAAAUAAUAAUAUUAUG